Molecule: messenger RNA, 2251 nt
Organism: Sycon ciliatum
Lineage: Eukaryota; Metazoa; Porifera; Calcarea; Leucosolenida; Sycettidae
Product: nucleolar GTP-binding protein 2-like
Exons: 5
Coding region: 419-1957 (512 amino acids)
Cellular component (GO): nucleolus
Molecular function (GO): GTP binding
Source: RefSeq, a predicted model, not a curated record
GUCCCAAUGGACAACCAUUCUAUAGUGCAACUUUUCCCAGGGAGUCAUAGGUUAACCCUGUUUGGGCUCUUCUUGCCUCCCCACACCCAAACAACAAGACAUGGCUGGCAUGAAUCCGGUCGGCUUUAGUUUAGAGCAGGGAGUAGUAUUGUACUACUUUACUCCCUGGUCUAGAGAAAUAGGGUGCGCUACUUGAUUGUCGACGAAAUUCGCUCGGCGAACUGUUAUCAGAAUAGUGACGUCAUUCAAUCACAAGAAAAACGUGGCGGUGCAUGAGUUGCACGCAUUUUUUCAUGCGGAAUCGAUCUUCUCCUCGAAUGAAGUCUGUUUUGUUUCUUUGACCGUGUGUUCCUUCCAUUCUUCGUCAGAGUUCUCCCCGCUUUUACUUGUUUACGGCCGUGAGGCCUUGGCUACUGCGAUGGGGAAGUCUACUAGAAACAGUAAGCCUGGUGUGAUAAAGAAAAGAGAUGGCGAGGCGCAGCCAUUUGGUCGUAGCAAAGCAACGUCGAGGCGAUUGCGUAUGUACAGAGAUGCUGGUAAACCUGUGAGAAAUCGCAAGGGAAAGGUGGUGGAGGGAGCUGAAUAUCAGAAAUGGACCGCUCCAGGAACUGUUGCCCGAGUGGAACCGAAUCGAAGGUGGUUUGGCAAUACACGCGUUGUCACUCAGCAGGCCCUGCAAACGUUUCAAGAUGAGAUGGGCAAAGUCAAGGCCGAUCCGUACCGAGUUGUCAUGAAGCGCAGCAAACUGCCAGUGUCUCUGCUGCAGGAGAAGGCGAAGCAUGUCCGAUCACAUCUACUGGAGACUGAAAAAUUUGAUCACACAUUCGGCAAGAACUCUCGUCGGAAACGACCCACUUUGAAAGUCGGUGACAUGGAGGAGCUUGCAGCAAAUGUUGCAGAUCGUGAGGAGAAGUAUGCUAGUGAUGACGACCGGGACUUGGACAAAGGUGUUGCAUCUGAAAGACCUGAAGCACAGGAGUUGAUCUUCACCAAGGGCCAAUCCAAGCGUAUUUGGGGAGAGUUGUACAAGGUUGUGGAUGCGUCCGAUGUCGUUAUACAGGUGCUGGAUGCGCGAGACCCGAUGGGCACACGCUCAAAGCGCAUUGAGAAAUACUUGAAGACAGAGAAGGCCCACAAGCACUUGAUAUUUGUCCUGAACAAGUGUGACUUAUGCCCUGCAUGGGCCACGAGGCGCUGGGUUGCCACUCUUUCUGCGGAACAUCCAACUCUUGCUUUCCAUGCUAGUCUCACGAAUGCAUUCGGCAAGGGUGCCGUCAUCUCACUGCUGAGGCAGUUCUCCAAACUUCACCCUGAAAAGAAGCAGAUCAGUGUUGGCUUCAUUGGAUAUCCCAACGUUGGCAAGAGUUCGGUGAUCAAUGCGUUACGAGCGAAGAAGGUUUGCAAUGUUGCACCUCUUGCCGGCGAGACGAAGGUGUGGCAGUACAUCACUCUGAUGCGCCGCAUCUUUCUUAUCGACUGCCCUGGCGUGGUCUACCCAUCGGGAGAUUCUGAGACUGAUAUGGUUCUCAAGGGCGUUGUACGUAUUGAGAACAUUCCGAACCCAGAUGAUCACAUUCCGGCAGUGCUGAAGCGAAUCAAGGCAGAGCAUGUGCAGAAGAUGUAUGGCCUGCAGAAGUGGGGUGAUGCCACUGACUUCCUGGAACGCCUUGCACAGAAGACGGGUCGGCUGCUGAAGGGCGGCGAGCCAGAUGUGUGUCAAGUAGCCCGUAUGGUUCUGAAUGACUGGCAGAGAGGAAAGCUACCCUACUUCAGUGUACCACCAAAGGCAGAGGGUGAUGAGGGUGACAAGGAUGACAGCAGUGCCAAGGACGAAGAGCAGCAGCAGGAUGAUGUGAAAGAGGAGGACGAGGAUGAAGGCAUGGAAGACGAAGAAGAGGAUGAAGAUGACAUGGAGGAGGAGGCGGAUGGUGGUGAUGACGAUAAUGAUGAAGACUAAGAAUAUCCCAAUGGGCUUUGUACCUAGGACAUUGUGUCGGGCUGACGGCAAAGCCACACACUUUCUUCAAACUAUAUAUAAAACCCUGUACAUAACGAGUUUUUUUUUAGUGCAACAAAACCUUUACUGUGCAUGUACAUACUACGGUCACGAAAUGUCAUAAAACACACUCCUUGAUCAUAUUCUCUCGCAUAGGAACAGUGUAAAUAAAUUGAACCUUGUAUAAGCUUGUGAAAAGCAAGCACUCUUUCAAACACGAUGUGAAUGAUAUGACCAUGUGACGGACAUAUGUAA